This is a messenger RNA of [Candida] anglica, 2067 nucleotides long. The record is from the annotation of a GenBank genome assembly. Lineage: Eukaryota; Fungi; Ascomycota; Pichiomycetes; Serinales; Debaryomycetaceae.
AUGAGGAUAGCUAUCAAUCGAGUGCGAUGGGUAGGUGCGGUCGUCGCCAAGGUGCUGUUGCCGGUGCCGGUGCCGGUGCCGGUGCCGGUGACAGCAGCAAUGGCAAUGGCAAUGGCUGCGGCAAUGGUUUCUGCUGCUAUAAUGUUCUUGGCAUAUCUCCACUACGUCCAUUGGAAAGGCAUAGACCUCCAGGUAGAAUACUUUACCUCGUCGAAGAAUAUUAUCUUCCCCCAAUCUUUCCCUGAGGUUGGGGAUCUCGAGGAGUACUACAGGGACCAUUUUGUAAGAACCAGUGUGAGUCUGGGCCUGGGCCUGAGCCUGGGCCAGGGCCAGGGCCAGGGUCCCCAACCCGACUCUGUAGGUGGGCCUAGUUCCAAGAUCUUCAAGCCCAAGGGUGCCAGCUCCUUCCACAACAGCCAAGCGCCGUUGACCGAGGAUAUCCUCACCGAUGAGACGUAUACAACCCACACCAUCGAGACUUUUGACGCCGUGAAGAAUUUGAAGGAUGGCGGCGGUACGUGCUCGCCGGAUUUGAUGAAGACAUUGGCGGUGGAGAUCACCAGAACGUACUCACUAGCCCUGGACAUGAACCAGGUGGUGGCGAGAUUAGCGGAACAGAUCCGAGAGGAACCUCCCAUGAAGGAGUUGCGGGAUUUCUUCCUCCUCGAAGACGGCCAAUCGUCGUUGGAACAACACGUCGAGGCUGGCGACUGCGCCAAGUACUGGUUGAGGUUUGCCGGGACGUCUGUAUGGUUGGAGGAGUACCGUGUCCAUUUCAUGGUGUCGCGCGUGAUGUACCUCCCCAGCGGGUACAAGCGGGGCCAAUUGCUUAGCUUGACGUACGGCCAGCUCUUUGACGAACACUGGCGGGAGUUGCACAACACUGAGUUGGUGAUCCCCAGCAACAAGAUGGAUGGGCUGCAACCGGCACACAUCGAGUACAGGCUCAUGAAAUUCCCGUCGUUCUUGCCGGUUCCGCUCUACCACAAUGCCAAGUUCACCAAGAGCAGAUGGUACGGAGCCGAGGACCCACGGAUCAUUCUCGUGAAGAAUGACGCCGGGUUCGAAGAGCCACUCAUUGUGUACAAUCAGUACCAUCGUAAGGUUCACCGAGAGGAGCCCAUGGACGAGCAGCAGCUGGGCCAAGGCCAGGACCAAGACCAGGACCAGGACCAGCGCCAGGACACCCACUCGAUCAUCAAGUUUAAAUUCUACCGGUCGAUUUUCAUGUCAUGGGCCUUUCAAUUCCAACGGGGGAAAGUGAACGUUGACGGGAUGUCUAACCCGUUGUACGACUCCAAUCUCUACCUCCGGACGGCUGAGUUACGCCGGUCCCACUCGAGACGUCUAGCAGUGGAAAAGAAUUGGACUCCAUUUGUAAAUCCUAGUCAAAGAUCCAAACUAGGGGCGGCAAGCACCACCACUUCCGGGGGCGGCGACCACAUGAUCUACUUCAUCUAUCGAUGGAAACACUUGGAGAUCCUCAAAUGUCAAUUGACUGGGUUCCAAGGAUACUCCUUGUGUGAGUUUGAAUACAAACGCGACCCAGACCUACCCGAGAACGAGCCUGUGGGGGAGUUAAGGGGUGGUACACAAAUGUUGAAUCUUCGAGAUGUUAUCAAACAUGGCAUACGAGGGGAGUCGCCCUCGGAUAUCGAAUCGAUUUCCGACUCGAUUGUGCCCCGGAAUAAAGAGAUUUGGCUUGGGUUUGCACGUGCGCACCUCGGAAAAUGUGGAUGUGGCUUUUCGAUGUAUCGACCCAAUUUGGCGGUUAUAACCCGGGAUAACGACGUCAAUGAGUACAAAAUCACACAACUAUCGUCCUACAUCACGUUGAACGUCGAUGUGCCCGGAUGGGAAGACCCCAAGAUACUUUGUGCUCCACGAGAUGCAAAUGCGUUGAUCCCCAAUGGGAUAGCCCAUUGGUCGAUUCUCAAGGUUGAGUGGGACCGGGACCGGAACUGGCGCGCGAACCCUGGUCGGAACUCGAUCAAGUCGAUUGACACUUUCGGUGUCCGUUGCCGAUGCUACGGUGGAGAUCAUCCAUAUACGGAACUUGUUGAAUGA